Messenger RNA from Tachysurus fulvidraco (yellow catfish), 1197 nucleotides. RefSeq lists its product as uncharacterized. Bases 94 to 954 code for a protein of 286 amino acids. Lineage: Eukaryota; Metazoa; Chordata; Actinopteri; Siluriformes; Bagridae. The record is from RefSeq and is a predicted model, not a curated record. The transcript has 6 exons. Gene Ontology annotation, biological process: response to bacterium.
AGUAUGAAUAUAAAAUCAAACCGUGCUUCAAGUUCAUUCACAUUCUGUUAAUAAAUGAGAUACAAACACUGUAGAAUUGAUAAGAAAUGAACAAUGAGCAGUUUCUGGAUUUUACUUUUCAUCUUCAGCACCAUGUACACAGUCCAUCCUGGUAGACACUGGGUUACUGCACAAUCUCUAAGAAAGCCACCAGUUUAUCAGCCUGAUAAAGAGCUCAGUGUGAAUAUCGGAGACUCGGCGACUCUACAGUGUUGUAUUUUUGAAAAUGUAGUUGGAAUAAUUACAUGGUUUAAGCAACCAAAGAGAGAAAAACCUCAGAUUGCAGUUACAGUGUUUAAAAGUGCUGGAGAAACUUUUCACACUGGAUUCCAAGAGUCUCAUUUUCGAAUAGAAAGAUCUUCAAACUGCUGCAAUAUCACAAUUUUAAAAAUAACUCAGUCUGAUGAAGCCAUGUACUACUGUGCAGUGACGAGACCCAACAUUGUGUUUGGAGAUGGAACUUAUUUACAAAUUAAAGGUGAUCAUGUUACUAUUGCAUCAGAAACGUCUACAGCAGCUCUGUGUGAUCAUUCAGUGGUGUGUGAACCAACACUGCAUGGAAACAUCAAUAACACUAACACUAACAACACCACACAGCAGAACACAGAACCAGAAAUGAUCAGAUCUCUACAUCGGACAGUGAUCGGUUUGGGAUCGGCUUUGGGUCUUUGCGCACUUCUGAUUUUCUGUCUCACUUAUUUCAUACUGAGGAGAAGAAAAGGUGAUAAAAUAAAUGCUUCUAUUGAAGAUUCUCCAGGAACAAAGCAGGAAUCUGAAGCUGAAUCACUGAAUUAUGUGGCUUUGCAAUUCUCCAAGAGGAAAACCAAAGCUGAAAAAAGAAAACCCGUCUCAUCAGAUGAGUGUGUGUACACUCAUGUGAAAUACUCUGUAAAAUGUAACAGAUAUAAUUUAUAAUCCAUGGCAGAAAAAUUAGCCGUAUGUCACGUCACGUAAAUUGGGUAAAUUAUGACAUAUGAUGCUUUAACAGAAAAGUCUAGAAAUGAUCCUAUAUUUUGUUUAUACUAAUCUAAUAAUAAGAAUUAUAUUUAAGUUGCAUGAAUUUUAGUUUAUUUUUAAGCUUAGAUGCAGUUCUCCUCUUAAGGAUUUAUUUCUGUGUUCAUGGUUAAAUGAACUACUCGUGUUUAUUUAUUUGUUUUA